This is a messenger RNA of Coffea eugenioides, 528 nucleotides long. RefSeq names its product nudix hydrolase 8-like. Gene Ontology annotation, molecular function: NAD binding; ADP-ribose diphosphatase activity; NADH pyrophosphatase activity. Bases 16 to 528 code for a protein of 170 amino acids. The record is from RefSeq and is a predicted model, not a curated record. Lineage: Eukaryota; Viridiplantae; Streptophyta; Magnoliopsida; Gentianales; Rubiaceae. The transcript has 4 exons.
UUCUAACCAAAAGAAAUGGCAGCACAAGCAGCAAUUUGUCAAUGGCCAGUGUUCAGUGGCCAGCAUUUUCAAGAGACUCAAGGGAUUGCCCAUACUAGAGAUAGCAAUGCCAUCGACCUAUUUAGCAGUUUAUCUUGGACGUGCAUUCCCUCCAAAUCAAAAACACAGAAGGCUAAACUAUGUUCCUCUCCAAUGCCAAAGAAAGGAGGAAUUCAUGUUUUCUCGUCAAAUACAUUGUCCCCAAGCAUGCCAGCAGAACUGCUAGAUGCAUGGGAUGAUGACUACAAUGGAAUUGUUAUUGAUUCAGCAAGCUUGCCCUCCAGUGCAAAUGCUUUUGCAGCAGCUCUUCGCGCUUCCUUGUCCAACUGGAAGGCAAAGGGGAAAAAAGGAAUAUGGCUCAAACUAUUCCAUGAGCAGUCCGAUCUUGUUCCAAUAGCUAUUCAGGAAGGUUUUGAUUACCACCAUGCUGAACCUGGUUACAUAAUGCUAACUUACUGGAUCCCUGACGAGCCAUGCAUGCUUGUGUGA